Messenger RNA from Nerophis lumbriciformis (worm pipefish), 3298 nucleotides. It is a transcript of the gene thsd1, whose product is annotated as thrombospondin, type I, domain containing 1. Gene Ontology annotation, cellular component: cell periphery. The record is from RefSeq and is a predicted model, not a curated record. Lineage: Eukaryota; Metazoa; Chordata; Actinopteri; Syngnathiformes; Syngnathidae.
CUCACACGCACAACAGCAGCGCGCGACACUGCGUGUGCGUGUGUGGGAGGGAGCACCUCCAUGCACGAGAUACUUUUGAAGGAUAAAGAAAAACUUUUUUUUAAGUGAAAAUCCUCUCAAAAUGGACCAAAAACACCGAGAAAAGUGGAUGAAUGUUGCUGUAAUGAAUCAAGAGACAGGUCAAGGAUGGUAGAAGAAGAGGACCAUGCGGCGUAAGAGCAAAACAAAACAUCGGAAUGCCACAGACCAUCUCGCUGCUCUCCUUGUUGUUGGGGCUCAUCGGAUACGCUUUGGCGGGGCUCAACAUCUGGCCCUCCUUCCAUGUUGCCCUUAGCAACGCCAGCGUGUUUGUGGACUUCAGCACAAAAAGUAACAGCAGCCUCAUUCGCCAAAUGAGCCUGUCUCUCAUCAACAUGGACACCAACGCCACCCUCCUGACCAGGACUCUCCCUGACAACCGGUCUGCGGGUCGGGUGGAGUUCAACUGUUCCUGCUUCCUGUAUGCGGGAACUUUUCGCUUCCUGUUGAGGCAGACCAGCGCCUCAAUGGAGGUGCACUCCAAUGCGACAGGGCGCUUGGAGAGCACCUGGUGGUGGAGUUCAGAACUGCAGGUGCAGUGGCCGACGUUUCACAUGGCUGUCGAGCGGGAUGCAAACGACUCGGGAUCUUUUCAGAUUGGAAUAUCCACCAAUGAAUACUUCCAGCCUUGUUCGGCCACUCUGGACCCCGCUCUCCUGUUAGAGGUCAGCUACAUGGAGUACAACCAGAUAGGACGAAAGGGCAUCAACAAAGUGCAAGCCCGCACACGACAUCCAAUCAAACCUCUCCGUUCCCAAUUGAUCAAGCUGCCCUGUGCCUUCCCUUUCACGGAGCGAGACUUUGUCCAAGUGUCCCUACGCUCCCUACACUCCGCGCAGGAGGUGAAGAGCUCCGGGCCUCUUUACCUGUCCCACAUCUUCUCCUAUAAGCUGCUGGUGGAAAACGCUAAUGCCUACAAGAGCGGUUGCGAGGGCGCUGUGAGUGUGAAGCUAGUAUCGCCACCUUGCGCUCACGUUAAUGGGAAAGUUUUGCUGUAUAAAGACGCCGUCGUUGGAAGAGGGGUUGCCGUCUCCUCCGGGAUGGGAGCAGGGGGAACGGCAGCGAUGGAAUUCGGGCAGGAGGAGCCAUCAUCUCUUCCGCUGGCCUUCAACUGGCUCACUCAGGGAGAGAAUGAGACAGAAUUCAACUGCUCGGUUUUUUACCCUGGAAGGAGUAAGUACUGCUUCCGCUUUGUGUUUAACUACAGCCGCUCUCCAAGUCCUGCUCAGACCUGCCUGGUGGUGCACAGGAGUGAAGAGUCUUGGGGGCCAUGGAAUCAGUGGACUGUAUGCAGUGUGAGCUGUGGAGAAGGGGUCAGGGAACGUGUGCGAGAGUGUUUGCUGCCCUCUGGCGUGGAAGGCAAGCGAUGCACGGGCAUGGUAAAGGAACAGUCCAUCUGCUCCUUGGAAAACUGUGCAGUGUUUCCGGCUCCGUCGUCAUCACUCCCCCCGGUCCUUGCAGGAGUUGCACCCCUGGGUGGUCACAUGGUGGUAGUGGCCGGUAUAUCCCUUUGCCUUGCUGUCAUUCUGGCCACUGUGGUCAUCACCGUGUGGAGGAAACUGUGUCGGACCCCUCCGUGCAGCUCUGUGCGCAGAGGCUCCAUGCAUUCCCCUGGCGGGCGAAAACUCUCAGAUGAGGCCUCCAUUUGCGCUAACAGCCUUCAGAGGCCAUGCUUUGCCGAUAGCCGAGGGCCUCCAGCUGGCGUCGGUUCGACCCAGAUGGACAUGGGGCCUCUUUCUCAGACGAUGGUGAUGCCUCCUUCACAGGAUCCAGAGAGGUUGUCUCCCACAGCUCAGAAGGUGUUGCCACCCAUUUUUGGUUAUCGCUUAGCUCAGCAGCAGCUGAAAGAAAUGAAGAAGAAGGGAUUAAAGGAGGCCACACAGCUCUACCAUGUGUCCUCAAGCCCAGUUCAGGACACCGUGGUAGGGACGUCCGCGUCACCGAGUGGCUCCGUCAUUCCGACACAGGAGGAACGCAACCAUUCCUUUUCUGAGUUACCGUUGCAGGCGUCCAGGAUCACAUCGGACCGACUGAGCCCCAAGGUGGAGCUCGUCUUGGGUCCCCCAGUUUCUAGUCACGCGAGCGGUGGCACCUCCAAGUGGCUCAACCGCACUGCUGACUGGGUGGAGAUGGUAGAGAGGAGUGGCUUAGUGGGAAAUGCUUAUCAUAAGAAUCUAAAUUUCCGCCGGACGUCCAGUUUUACGGACGCAAAACCUCAAAUUUCAUCUUCAGGACACUGCAGACCCUUCAGAGAGCGGAGCAUGACACAGGUGGGAUCUCGGACUCUCCCUGAAGGAAACUCUUGGACCAAAGAGAGAAGAGAGAGGUCAUCAUUUAGCUCUUACCCAAUUCCAGAGCAUGGCACCCCAAAUUGGAGCGAUUCCAGAGCCCAGGGAUGCGACGAGAGGAAGGCAUGGAUAGAAACCUCCAUUCCUUCACAUACUAAUGAAGUAAAACACACAGGAACCAACACUUCUGAGGAACAUCUGGACCACAGUGGCACCACAGACAGGCAGAUGGGAAUCUCAGGAAUUGGUGGUCCAGCCACAAGUCCCGUCAGCCCACAAGGAGCAAACCAUCUCAAUGUGGAACGCGCCGAGCAGAACUGGAACCGACGUGGUCCGUCACCUAUACAGAGGAACAUGCUGGCCAGAAAACUGAAGGAGGCUCAGUCCUGCUCUGGAGCCAAAGGGCGUCAACGCAGCUCCACCUUCAGUGUGUCGUCAUCAGAGCACAGGAAAGACCAGUGCCACUCGCUGCCUGGGGCUGGAGCCUACACCAGCGCUGAACGCACUGCCUACAGGCUGAGUGAGACAGAGAAGAGGAUGACGGACCUCGACCUGUCCUCAGCACACAAAGGUGGUGGAAAUUAAUGUUGUCUCUUAUAUCUGUGAUUAUCUGUUCUCAGGAUUUUAUAGUAAGUACUGUACUAUUUGGUAGAAUCUAUAAAAAAAAGCUUGAUAUUUUAUUUUAAAUGGAUGUUACUAAAAAGACAAAAAUAGACACUCCCUAAAUGUAAGGACUUAUUCUUUCUGAUUCUGGUCCUAUUUUAGAUAUAUGAAAUCAUGGUAGUGUCACUCUUGCAAGAAAGAAAGUAACACGUUUAGUUUUUUUUUUAAUUCAGAUCAUUAAUUUGUAAUUGUGUCAAGUUUGAUGUAAUUCUUUUCACUCUUUUGUAACAAUGAACACUUCUCGUCAAUAAAGCCCUGCUAUAACUAGG